GUAGGUGACUCCUUCUUUACCAAUCCGCGCGCCAUCUUCUGCGGCGGCGUGAUGGUGACGGCGAUGGUGGUGACGCCGCUGCUGCUGGUCAUGUUCCUGCUGGGCCACGCCACGGAGCUGCACAAGAUGCCCUUUGAGAUGCUGAUCAACGCCGUCCUCGCUGUCUUCAUGGUGAGCGCCGGAGGUGUUAUCAUCCACACGGCCAUCAAGCCGGCCCACUCAUACCAAGAUCUCCUCGGAUCGGUGAACAAGCCGGGCCCCCACCAAGAUCUCCUCAAAUCGGUGAACAAGCUGGGCUCCCAUCUCCUCGAAUCGGUGAACAAGCCGGGCCCCCACCAAGAUCUCCUCGAAUCGGUGAACAAGCUGGGCAGCUUUUACUAUGAUUCCAUCAAAGGGAAGGCCGCUGGGUCAUUUGCAAUUAUCAACAGUAUCAUCUAUGGCGUUGAUACCUUCUUCGCUAAACAGAGCAUUGGUAUUGUAGAAUAGGUCAGAAUUUCAUUGGAAUCGUUCAUUUUGUGACAAAAGUGUGAAAAUUGGUACACGGGUAGAUAUUUGCGUGCUCUUUCAUAUAAGCGCAGGACACGUCAUCGGAGCCCAUUUACGGCCGCCAUCUUGGAAUUUCAAAAUGGCCGACAUUCAAAAACGAAUUUGCAAUAUCUCAGCUCCUAGAACAUAGCCAUGGAUCAGGCCCACGAGCAAAUGAAUGGCCACAUCAAGGGUGAUAGUGGUGUGAUUGGAAUUACAGAUAAUCCCUCUGCUCUGAUAAGGUGGAUAAGAGCUGGUCCAGAUAUUGCUAGAAUAAUUGACGAGUUUGAAAACUCAUCUGGAAUGUGUCACACAGAAUCCACACACCAUCAUGACAGGGCCCUCAGUGCAGUCAAAGUUUGCUGAACAUGUGAAGGCAAUGGUCGCUAUGUUUCAGCAAUUGGGUAACCCAUUCACUGAAGACAGUAAGGAUCUAAUUGUGCUGGACACCAAGGAAGUCCAGGGAGAAGAUGCAUUAAUUUCUCUCAAGACUAUUAAACGAGAAGGACAAGCACAGUACGAGAAGUAUGUUAACCCGUCCGCUGCGAUCGGUACGGAUUUGUCCUUCACUGGUAGCCUGGUAACACAUAGUCCCAGGUCUUUCUGCCUCUGUGGUGGAUAGUGGAGUGUUUCCCAUGUGGUAUUGGUAUGCUGGAUAUCCCCUUCCAAGGCACAGGAUUUUACAUUUUUCUUCAUUGAAUUGUAGCAGCCACUUUUUGUUCCACUCCUGUACCUUGAUGUCUUCUUGUACGAAAUCCGCAGUCCAGGGGUUGACGAGAGGCUUGAACAACGGUUGGUACCAAUUUCAGACAUCAUUCCCAAGAACAACGUGGCUCCCUUCCAGAAGACCUCCCCACCACAACAAUCAAAGACUUUAUAUAAAAUGAGGACCCUGAAGAGCAACUGUGAAUUGUUUGCUAAAAUGUACAUAUCUUGCCAGUCCAGAAAUGGUGACAUGGAUGAAUUUUUCAGACAUGAAAAUCAAGGUUCUCCACCAUCUCUUUCAGACAUGGGAAAACUUAGACUCUGCACAAAGUCAGCUCUCAUUGAAUGUUUUGACAAGUUGGCUACAUCGUCUGAGUAUGACCCACCAUCGUCAACAUGUUGCCUCCCAAAUCCUGUUCAACGUUUGGUGACUAUGCGGAAGGAAAGUUGGAAAGUUUCGUUUAGUCGGCGCAACAUCUGUGGUCAUAUGCCGGAGAGAGACAGAAGGGGAAGGAAUUAUAGGAGAAGGGAACAGAUCCCAGGAGACGGGACACAACCCCCGAUUAAUACCUGGUACCCAUUCACUGCUGGGUGGACAGGGGCGUAGGGUAUCGGAAAAGCCGCCCAAAUUUUUCCACUCCCCCCGGGAAGUGACUAUGCGGAAGAGGUGUUUCUACAUUAUAUACUCAGAAACUUGCAAAGCACAAAACGUCUAGAUGUUGUCUGGGACCGGUGUAUAGCCAACAGCCUGAAGAACUCAGCGAGACAGAAAAGGGGAUCCGGCAACCGCAUUACAGCCAACAGCUGUACACCCGUUCCAAAAAACUGGGAGAGUUUUCUCCGAGAGGAUCAAAAUAAGGAUGAGCUCUAUCACUACUUAUCUGAUUGUAUUUCAAGUCUCCCCACUCCCGGAAAGGAACUAUACAGCACACAAGACACUGGUGUUGUACUCUAUCUUCACAUCAUUGCAACACAGGACCUGAUCUGGCUCCAUGUGAUCACGAAGAAGCCGA
Eriocheir sinensis (Chinese mitten crab) is the source of this 2243-nucleotide messenger RNA. RefSeq lists its product as uncharacterized. The record is from RefSeq and is a predicted model, not a curated record. NCBI's taxonomy places the organism in Eukaryota, Metazoa, Arthropoda, Malacostraca, Decapoda, Varunidae. Bases 52 to 486 code for a protein of 144 amino acids. The transcript is spliced from 2 exons.